AUGGAACGAAAAAUUAUGUUACUUUUAUUUAUUAAAAUUUAUGCGUUAAUAAUACUUUUAUCCUGGGCAUUUCAUUUUAAGAAUGAUGUAAGUAUAUUUAUAAAAUUUCAGUAUGAAAACUACAACCUUGGUAAAAAAUUGGAAGAUAGGAGAUAUAGGACACUAGCAAAAUAUAAACAGGAUAUGUAUGUACAUAAUACAUAUUUAAAAGAAGAUAUAAAAAAUUAUGUAUCAAACGAAAAAAAAGAUGUAACUGAUAUUGAAAAAAAGGUAACAACAAAAAAAGAAAAGUUAAAUACAGUGUCAUCAACGACUGAAAGAGGCCAUAAACAAUAUAUAAAAAAUAAAUCGUGUAUGUUUGAAACAAGAAAAUAUUCUCAUAUGGAAAAAAAAAUAUUCAAAGAACUUGAUUACAUAGAUUUUCUUAACAACAACAAAACAAUUAGUAAUAAAAUUUUCAGAAAAUUGGUUUUAAAAAAAUACAGAGUACGAUUCGUUUUACCUUUAUUCUUUGUCUUAUGUUUAUUAGCCUCAAUAAUAUUAGAUUUUUCUUAUGGCGUAGGACUUAUUCGGGGUUUUAUUGAAUUAUUGAAACACCCUUUUGUUGGUUGGUUGAGUCCAUUGCAUAAAGCUUUAAAGGAAUCCCCAUUAAGUUUUCUGUUCGAAUCCCUUAAAGGAUUGGAUAGGACCAAAAAGAAAUUAGAAGAUAGUGGUGUCCAUAAAUAUUAUGUAACAAGUUUUUUGUUUUAUAUGAUAUAUUUAAUACCUUUCUUAAUAUUAACUUUCACCCUAAUAUUUAUGGUUGUUUAUUACCAUAAAAAAGUUAAAAAAUAUCAAAAAAUUAAGUUUAGAAAAAGGUAA
Molecule: messenger RNA, 861 nt
Organism: Plasmodium malariae
Lineage: Eukaryota; Apicomplexa; Aconoidasida; Haemosporida; Plasmodiidae
Product: fam-l protein
Exons: 2
Coding region: 1-861 (286 amino acids)
Source: RefSeq, a predicted model, not a curated record